GGGAGAACGGCUGUGACCUCGCCACGGUCGGCGGCGGCGGUUGUGCGCGUGUUUGCCACCAGGCGGCGCGCCGGUCGCCGUACCCCGGCCCGACACCGCCGCCGUCGCACCGUGCCGGGCGAAAACGCGUUUUUAAAAAACUCAAUUCCGAUCAUUCCUGACAUUCCGAUCCGCGCUGUCGAAACCGCAGCACGCACACUCUCUCAGCCGCUCGCACACACGCGCACACCGACGCACGCACACACCGACUUGAGCGGAUAUUAUACACGCAGCGUAGAGCGCGAGCGCGCGCGCGCGCGCACGUAUAUGCCGCAGUGACGUUCCCCGGCCCCGCGGGACACCACAACCGAAUCCGUUUGAGAACAGGUAAGUCCUCUGGUCGGGAUCUCUCGUGUUCGUCUCGCGUAUAAUAAAAAACCGCAAUAAUUCUAUCGUCACUGCUACGACUACCUGUACACGACAGUAGUCGUUUGUCACCGACUGCAGUUUUAUUUUCCCGCGAUUGUCGUAUACAUCGUUCUUCCUCGUAUUAUACUCUGUGGAUCGCGGUGUACGCAAAACGUAACCGUACGAUCGACUUGGCUUCGUAUCACGACCAGUGCCGUCUCCGCGUUCAUCCCGGUCGUGUCCGUCUGCAGCCGUAACCAACCACUAUCGCGGAGACUACGACUCGCGGAAAUGGAAAGCGAAUCGCCGUUAGAAGUGCUGUCCAGAGCGGCCACGAUGUUGCACAGAGAAGAGACUGCGGCAGCGGCCGCUGCGGCCGUGGUAGAAUCGUCUUACGCCACCAAUCAUUCGAGGGCGCUGUCGCUGAGAUGUUCGGCAAUGGAAGGAACCGUCGGCACUGUCGGAAAAUGGAAGCGAGAGAGAAGACACAGGGCCGUCUGCACGUCACCCGUAUCGUCAACACCACCGCCUUUCAGAAACUCUCAAGAACCGUUGGACAUGACGACGACGGCCGGUUCUAGGGCGACGCCCAAAGAACGGGCUUCGGUGAUCAUGGCGUCGCCGGCCACCGGACACAGGACACUGUCGGCGGCGACGGCGACAGGCGGAAUUAGCGACCCAGUCAUCGACGAACAUUUCAGGCGAUCUCUGGGCAAAGAUUACAUGAACGUGUUCGCGCCGGCCGUCGCGCAACGACAACAGCAACAGGCUCCGGCCACAGCCGCCGCCGCACCGUCAAUAGACGGUGACGAUGACGACGACGCGGGCCUAUCAGCGGUUGACGAUCAUUUCGCCAAAGCUCUGGGCGACACGUGGGUAAAGCUGCAAAAAGAAGAAUACCAAAAGAAGAGAAAAGAAACGGCGACCGCCGCCGCUGAUGGCAGGCAAAAAGUGAACGUAUACGCGGCGUGAGGGAGGAAAAAAAUCGACCGGAAAAACAAAACAAGAAAUGAGAUAAUUUUAGGGGAUUUGUGUUAUAUUUAUAUUGUAAGUGCAGCAGGAACGGCCGGAGUGCGCCCGGCUUCGGGGCGGUGGGCUUAACUGCGUAGACUAUUAUUUUAUGUAUAUGAUUAUUCUUUGUACACUUUAAACUUUGUAAAUAAUAAAAAAAAAGAUGAAAACUUCUUUAUUAAAAGUAUCAAA
Molecule: messenger RNA, 1590 nt
Organism: Aphis gossypii (cotton aphid)
Lineage: Eukaryota; Metazoa; Arthropoda; Insecta; Hemiptera; Aphididae
Gene: Tgi
Exons: 4
Coding region: 679-1359 (226 amino acids)
Biological process (GO): negative regulation of DNA-templated transcription
Molecular function (GO): transcription coactivator binding
Source: RefSeq, a predicted model, not a curated record